Messenger RNA from Oncorhynchus tshawytscha (Chinook salmon), 3955 nucleotides. Its product is annotated as C-Jun-amino-terminal kinase-interacting protein 4-like. Gene Ontology annotation, molecular function: signaling receptor complex adaptor activity; kinesin binding; JUN kinase binding. Gene Ontology annotation, cellular component: cytoplasm. The coding region runs from base 311 to 3763 and encodes 1150 amino acids. The record is from RefSeq and is a predicted model, not a curated record. Lineage: Eukaryota; Metazoa; Chordata; Actinopteri; Salmoniformes; Salmonidae. Gene Ontology annotation, biological process: vesicle-mediated transport. The transcript has 31 exons.
AGAAAAUGGAGUUGGAGGACGGAGUAGUGUACCAGGACGACCCGGGGACAUCGGCUAUGAUGUCGGAGCGGGUAUCGGGCCUGGCCAACUCCAUUUACCGCGAGUUCGAGAAACUGAUAGGAAAAUACGAUGAAGAUGUGGUGAAAGAACUGAUGCCGCUCGUCGUGGCUGUGCUGGAGAACCUGGAUUCGGUGUUCGCGGAAAACCAGGAGCAUGAAGUGGAGCUAGAACUGUUAAAGGAGGACAACGAACAGCUCAUCACGCAGUAUGAACGGGAGAAAGCGCUGAGGAAACACGCAGAGAGAAGUUCAUGGAGUUUGAGGACAGUCAGGAGCAGGAGAAGAAGGACCUUCAGAACCAUGUGGGCAGAAUGGAGUCCCACUCCCGCCAGCUUGAGCUCAAGAUCAAGAACUAUGCAGACCAAAUCGGCAGGAUGGAAGAGCGAGAGUCUGAGCUGAAGAAGGAGUUCAACUCACUCCAUCAAAGACACACAGAGAUGAUACAUAACUACAUGGAGCAUGUAGAGAGGAUCAAGCUCCACCAUAUGAGUGUAGUAGAGACUUCAGACUCUGGAACUGUGGGCAGAGUCAGGAAAGAGCGUCCCAUGUCUCUGGGUGUCUUCCCCAUGUCAGGAGGGGGGGCAGUUCUGACCCCUGACCUCCAGGCCAGGUCUGAGACGCCAGGUGCAGAGGCCUGGAGGUUCAACGACCUGGAACAUCCGCGCUCCAAUGCCAGCCUCAAGUUGGAUGCAGACGACCCCCCAGAGAAAAGGGAUGGUUACAGUACGCUGCAGAUCUCUUGGGGGAAUUCUCUCCCAGACGACUGCAAGGACGAGCUGUCGGACCUUGGCCCAAAGUCGGUCACUCUCAUGUCCACCACGGCCUCGGACGUCGCCAUGGAGGGGGAGGGGCCAAACAGUAAGAGCAUGGAGUUGCCGGCGGCACUGGGGAACAGGUCAAUAUCAGUGGGUUUGCCAGAGAACGAGGAUAGCUCAGAGGUGCAUGACAUCAUUGAGUCCACCCCUGAACUGGACAUGGACCUCAGUGGAUACAAAGCAUCCAGCACCCCGACCAAAGGAGGCAUUGGCAUUGAGAACAUGGCGUUUGACCGCAACACAGACUCUCUGUUUGCGGAGCUGUCGUCUGCAGGCAUAGGGGACGUCAUCGGAGACGUGGACGAGGGGGCCGACCUGCUGGUGGAGUACUCUGGUAUGGGUCGUGAGGUUGAGAACCUGAUCACGGAGAACACACAACUAAUGGAGACAAAGAACGCUCUGAAUGUGGUGAAGAAUGACCUGAUAGCGCGGGUGGAUGAGCUGUCGUGUGAGAAGGAAGUGUUGCAGGGGGAACUAGACGCUGUGACACAGACCAGGAAAAACCUGGAGGAGAAGAACAGAGAGCUGGAGGAGGAGCUCAAGAAAGUGCGUGUGGAGAUGGAGGAGGUGAAAGGGAAGCCAAACGAGGAAGAGGAUAGUGACGUUCCUACAGCCCAGAGGAAGAGGUUCACCAGGGUAGAGAUGGCUAGAGUCCUCAUGGAGAGGAACCAGUACAAGGAGAGACUGAUGGAAUUACAGGAGGCUGUUAGGUGGACAGAGAUGAUCAGAGCCUCCAGAGAAAACCCUUCCCUUACUGAGAAGAAGAAAUCCAGCAUCUGGCAAUUUUUCAGCCGCCUAUUUAGCCCCUCCUCCUCCAGCACGGCAGUGAUGAAGAAGGCGGAGUCCCAGGGGAGGGAGGUGAGGUACACGCCCCCUGCAGGAGGGGGAAUGAAGAAGAGGAGCAGCACCUUCUCCCAGUUCCCCACCGAGAAGUCCAAGGCCUUCGACUUCCUCAACGAGGAAAUGGACCCGUGCGCCUCUCCGUCCCGUAGGGAGCAAAAGAGGGCCCAGUACAGACAGGUCAAAGCCCACAUGCAGAAGGAGGAUGGACAGGUACAGGCCCACGGAUGGAGUCUACCCAGCAAAUCUAAGGUAGUGAACGGGGGCCCAACAGAGAACAAAGAGAAGAAUCUACCUGUGCCAGUCUAUCUGAGGCCCCUGGACCAGAAAGAUGCUUCUAUGAAGCUGUGGUGUGCUGCGGGUGUGAACAUGUCAGGAGGGAAGAUCAGAGAGGGAGGGUCCAUGUUGGAAGGACAGAGCAGGAAGGGCUCUGUGAGCAGCCUGGACCAUUUAGAGACAGAGAACAAGGAGCAGGAGAAAGGUGACCAGGAGAAGGAGAAGGAGCUGCGCCUGCAGGAUGAGAUGUCCUGCAGGGUGUGGAUCUGUACCAGUACCCACUCCUCUACUAAAGUCAUGGUGCUGGAGGCCAACCAGCCCUCUGACCUGUUGGACAGCUUCUACGCCUGCAACUCACACGUCCUCUGCAUCGCCAGCAUACCAGGUGUGUUGGAGACAGACUACCCUGCAGGGGAGGAGCUACCUGUACCCCAGGACCUGGAGUCCGGGCCAGUUGAUGGCGUGUCAUUGACAGGCAGCGUGGCCAGUCUGGGCUCCGCGGGCAGCGACGGCGCCUUGGCAACGGAAGGGACCACCGCCGUCCUCCAGAUGGCUGGGGCAGGGCUCAAUGACCUCCCGGCCCAGCACAGCUCAGUGGAUCUGUCCAGAGAGCCCAGUCCUGCAGAGGAUGGGGUCCCCACGGCGGAAGAGGCCACAGAGGCUACAGAGGAGGGGGAGGAGAGCCAGGGGCUGGUCGUCAGUCAGCCAGGCAUCUACACAGAACAUGUGUUCACAGACCCUCUGGGAGCCGGCCACCAUGAGUCCUCCACUGCAGACACACAGAGGGACCAGGAGGGGGUGGGUGAGGCGUCUCUUCCCGACGACAUGCUCCCUACUGGGGAAGACGUCCAGAGGAUGAGCAGCGCCCUGCCCACCAUGUGGCUGGGGGCCCAGAACGGAUGUUUGUAUGUGCACUCGUCUGUGGCUCGGUGGAGGAAGUGUCUCCACGCCAUCAAGCUAAAGGACUCCAUCCUCAACAUAGUGCAUGUGAGAGGAAGAGUCCUGGUUGCCUUGGCUGACGGCACAUUGGCUAUAUUCCACAGAGGCCUGGAGGGACAGUGGGAUCUGACUAACUACCACCUACUAGACCUGGGCCGGCCGCACCACUCCAUCCGCUGUAUGACAGUGGUGCAUGACAAGGUGUGGUGUGGCUACAGGAACAAGAUCUACGUCAUCCAACCCAAGGCCAUGAGGAUAGAGAAGUUGUUUGACGCCCACCCCCGGAAGGAGAGUCAGGUGCGUCAGCUGGCCUGGGUGGGAGAUGGGAUCUGGGUAUCCAUCCGCCUGGACUCCACCCUCAGACUGUUCCACGCCCACACCUACCAGCACCUCCAGGACGUCGACAUAGAGCCCUACGUCUCCAAGAUGCUUGGUACGGGUAAACUGGGCUUCUCCUUCGUCAGGAUCACAGCCCUCAUGAUAUCCUGUAGCCGUCUGUGGGUCGGAACGGGAAAUGGUGUCAUCAUCUCCAUCCCGCUGUCAGAAGCCAACAAGACAGCGGGUGCAGUGCCAAAUCGCCCUGGCGGUGCCGUGCGGGUGUUCAGUGAGGAGGGCACAGAGAGCACCUUGCCAGGCAGCUACGUGCCCUACUGUUCCAUGGCACAGGCACAGCUGUGUUUCCAUGGACACAGAGAUGCAGUCAAGUUCUUUGCAGCCGUCCCAGGUCAGGUGAUCCCGUCCCCGGACCCGGAGGGGAUUCUGGGUCGGAUGACCCCGCCUCUGAGUCGUCUGACAUGGCGACCUCUGAACCUGCCAAAACCUUCCUGGUCAUGAGUGGAGGAGAAGGCUACAUCGACUUCAGAAUGGGUGAUGAUGUAGGAGAGGUGGAUGGCAGCCUAUCGGAACCCACCAUGAAGCAGGCCACCCCCGCCAAACCAGAACGCAGCCACAUCAUCGUCUGGCAAGUCACUUCCUGCCAGGAGUGAGCCAAUCACAGACUGCCACAUCACUACUUGGUCGCCCAAC